Molecule: messenger RNA, 4723 nt
Organism: Porites lobata
Lineage: Eukaryota; Metazoa; Cnidaria; Anthozoa; Scleractinia; Poritidae
Source: the annotation of a GenBank genome assembly
AUGGACUGUCCACCGAUUGACCAGUUCCAACCAGACCUUUACGAGGCUAUAAAGAAUGGUAAUUUAGAGAAAAUCAAGAGCGUACUUAGUUCAUCUCGAGCAAAUAAAGACCUUGAUCUUCUAGACAGCUCUGGUAAAACAAUUAUACAAGUAGCAGCUGAUUUGAAUGAUGCGUCCGAUCGAAACGAUGUAAUAACUUUACUAUUGAGUUGCGGAGCUAGCCUACAGCUCGCUUUGCUUAAUACUGUACAUCAAGGUGACGUGCGGGUAGUAGAGAUACUACUUCAGUUUUGUGAUCAACAGCCUCAGACAACGUCACCUAAAAUGCUCUCUGUCAGAGGUAAUACUUCGUUUACAACACCACUCAGCCUGGCGGCCCGUUUGCAGAAUUUUCAGAUUGUCAAGCUUUUUCUUGAACACGGAUUCACCAUUGAGGAUCCCAAAACUAUGCGAAUGUCGACAGAAUUUACUGAUGUCUCAAGCGAGAAGCUCCAUAGUACAGUACACCGUUUGAAUGAAUACCGCGCACUGGCCAGCCCUGUUUUUAUCGCGGCUUCUUUUCUACAAAACGUGCGGAGUGGUCCUGACCCAGUUCUUCGAGCUUGUGCCUUGAGCAAGGAAUUCCGUGAUAUAUCCGAGCAAGAAUACGAAUUUAGGGAGAAGUAUCUUGGGCUUUGUAAUGACUGUGAAGAGUUUACUGUGUCGCUCCUGAAGGAAUGCUGCACACUGGAAGAGAUCAGAUGCGUUUUGGAAGCGAAGAGCGAAGGAAAAACGUUUUCUACGCUGGAGACAGAUUCUCUCAACAUUCUGGAGUUUGCUGCUCUUGCCAAAACGAAAAAGGUCUAUUCAUGAUUAUUUUUAAUGAUAAGGCCAUCUUUAGGUUAAAUCAAAUAAGAUUUGCGUUAACGGCUACGAUCCGCUUAGAAGACAUUUUGAUGCAAUUUCCUUAAGUUUGCUUUAAGAAGUUUAGUUUAGCAUCUCUUGGUACUAACGGUUAAUAUUUCCUUUCAGUUUGUCGCCCACCCUUACAGUCUGCUGGUACUUAACUCGGAGGUUUAUAAAAACGCCUCUUUCUUGGAGGUGAAAGGUGUUUGGAAAAAGUCACUGUUACUACUCGUGGCGUCCUUGCUGUGCCCAUUGGCUUUAGUGGUUUGGUUUGUUUUUGAAGGCCUUUUCCCCAAACAUAAAGUGACCAGCAUGUUUCGCUCUCCUUUUGUGAGGUUUCUCAUCUACGCCGGGUCCUAUCAGACAUUUCUAUAUCUGCUUGCAAUCACAUCAAGUACCAGUCAUUUCCUGGGAGGCUUCUCGUUUAGUGGUAAGAGAUAUCGAUGAAAAGAAAUUUAUCACUGUUAAUACACUAAGUUAAGACUGCUUUAUCGAGGGGCAAGCUAAAUGAUUCAUCUUGUAUUCCUCUCACAGAUUUGUAUGUCAGAAUAUUUGUCAUUGGUCUACUGGUAGACCUCAUAAAAGACGUGCUUCAGUAUGGAAGAUCCCGCUUUUUUUCAUACCACUGGAACUAUCUGGCUUCGACAACGGUGGUGUCUUUCGUCCUUGGCGACGUAAUUUGGUUGAUUGGAAGGGUAACUCUUCCAAGCGUAUCCCAGUCUCUGACGCUAGAAGACCAUGCUGUGUUGCGAUCUUACAAGAUCAUGCUGUCUGCCGAAAGCUUUUUAUCAUUGGGAAUUCUCCAGGCAUUUGCCCUAAAUUUGUCAUUUUUGAGUCAGGAAAACGCCAGUAUUGGUCCAUUGCUAAAUGCAUUUAUACAGAUGCUUAUCGAUGCAGCAAAGUUCUUUUUGUAUUUUGGUUUCGUUUUUCUGGCAUUUGCUGUGAGUUUCACAAAGCUUUACUCGCAGUAUAAUGCGGCCAACGAGUACUACUCACCGGGGACGGAGGAGAAGAUUUCGCUAGAGCUGGAAAGGUAAGUAUAAAAGAUUUACCUUAAGCAAUUAUAAUCUAGAAUACUUCAUAGCAGCUGUGUACAUGUACGUGCAGUUUUCAGGUACGAGUUGUUCAGAGGCGUAUCACCGAUCGACAUUGUAGCGGAGCUCUCUCGCGAGCAAAGCGCGCAAAGGAGCACCAUGGGUGAGAAAAUUUGGUUAUCUACCCAUCCGAGAAAUUUUGGUAAUCACGUGACCGUACGCCCACCCGCCCGACCGUCCGUCCGCACCACAGGUAUACGGAUGUAAAAUAAGUCAAUCAACAGGUAUGGCAACCCAAAUGCAACUCGAGGUUAUUUUGGCGGAAAAUCGCAUAGCCACCUGCGUCUUGUAAAGCAGAGACAACUAAAGAGUCAAUAAAGAUAAAAAAAGAAAGCGGAAAUUGUUUCUGUAUCCGUGUUGUCCAAAGUAUUAAGCUUAGAUUAAUUGUCAUGUCCACAAAUUUUGAAUAUAGAGCAAAAGAAAGACAGAGAAAAAGAGAAAGUAGGCGAGAGGCCAGCGAAGCUCAACGAGAAAAAAAGCGACAGAGAUCUAGAGCGGGAGAUAAAACUAAAGGAGAAAAUUUUUUUUCUUUGGGAGAACAUGAAAAUUUUCAUUGUAGCGGCGGUGAGAAAAUGAGAAAUGCUAGCGGCCACCGAUGCAAGGUGAAAAUGAACGGCAGCGAAAAAAGUGAACGAGAACACGUACAACAUUUCCUUCAUAAAACGUGUAACUAGAAAGUUUCUGUAAGUUUCACGCUGUAGUCAGUGCAAAACAACGGCAAAGAAAUGUACACAAAGAGUGUGCUGCACGUGAAAGUUGACUUAUUGUUGUUUUAUCACCGUUCUCCGGCGUUGCCUUCGCCGCUUAGCAUUACACGAUUUACUUUUUGUUUGUACAAACUCUAAAUGUUAUCGAGAGCUUCGCUUUUAGCCCUGGCUAAAUCUACAUAUUAAUAUGAACAACGAAUAUGUAAAUACGUACAAAGCAUUUUCCAUGUGCCUUUAUCUUACUGGAAUUUCCCGUUGCACAUCAUAAAAUGUCAUUGCCCAGUUUUAUGUCAAAUCUCUCUGAGUCAAAAAUUAUUCGCAAAAAAUAGGUAACCGGAAUUUUAAUGAGUGAGUUUUUUUUCUUCAUUUUCGGAAAUAAAUGCAAAAUGAGUGACAAUUUGUGAAUGAGUAAAUACGACAGGUUUAAAUCAGAAGACAGGGAAAUGGUCCUAAAGUAUAAUACUUACAUCUCGCUAUGGUUUUCCAUUUGUAAUGCUGUUUUGUAGGCUCUCUACAAUCCCCUUCUGUGACAAUGAGAGAGGAAAAGAGCUAUAUACCAUUUUUUAGGACUAUUGAUCACUUUUUUAUGAGCAAGACUUUCUUUCAUUUUAAUUUUCUCGUCGAUUAAGUAAACUGCCCCAUUUUUUCGCCAGGAAACAAUUUUAAAGGCGCCCAAUUUGUUUUGUAAACAAUGCCGCAUAAUAUGAAGCGUUUUAUAGCUUUCUGAUUAGCUGUGUAAUUUAUGGCAUGGGAAAAGUUAAUCAUAAUCGUUUGUUAUUAUUUCAGGUUAGACAGCAGUGCAAAUGUGAUCUUCUGGUCGCUUUUUGGUCAAGUUGAACGUGAAGGAUUUUUGAUUGCAGAGGCAAGUUACGAGACCAUCUGGUGGACGGGCUUGACGCUGUUUGGGGUGUUCAAUAUUGUAGCCGUUCUUGUCGCUGUUAACAUGCUGAUUGCAAUACUCAAUGAAUCCUAUACGCGGAUUUCGGUAAGCAAAAAGCCGUUCUCGCGUUCUUGCAUAGCCUGCUAAACAGACGUUCUUUGGGUCAUCACGCAAUGCUCCUCGUUCUCAGCAGCCGUUUUUUCGAAAGGAGCGUUGCGUGACGACCCAAAGAACGGCAGUGAAUGGGCUAGUUCUUGCACGAAUGACAAUAAGAAAACAAUCCAUUCUGUUUAGGACAGCUACUUCACGUGCAGUUGAACCUCGAUAUAAUGAACCUCUGUAUAACGAAGGAUAUUCGACGCCUUAGUAAUAGUAAAGUAUAUGGAAAAGAACCUGCAUACAACGAAACCUCGUUAUAUCAACAUAUUUUUCCAGUCCCUUGGCCAUUCAUUAUACGGAGGUUGCACUGUAUAGCCUGUGUACAAUACCCCACUCCCUAAAAAAAAAUAAUUUUUGAGGGGAGGGGGGCCCAUAACCACAGGUUACUUCAUGUAGAGAGGUGAAAUAUAUCUAAGCCUGCAAAAAGUCAAUGUAAAGUUUCCAUUAUCGUCCUCAAAUUUGAACCUCUGAAAAUUUGAUUCCUUGGGUUACUGUAUGUUUAGUAACAACUGACUGUUUUUUUGCGAUUUUAAGAAAGUACAAUAGACUUUUCUUUACUUGCGCGUACGUUAUUCACCACCUGAUUCGCGCUAGUACCACAAUGGUUAAAAAUUGAUGAUGCAAUCGAGUUAAUACCUCUAACACACAAGAUAAAACUUAUAAGCCCGCCAUCCAAUAAUACUGAUCAGCGAAUCACUUCAAAAUGCGUGACCGCGAUGGGUUGUUCAACUUAUAAUCCUCCUCCCUACGUGCAAUACUUGACCUGGCUGCACUUGAGCAAAGAUUACUCUGACUAAAGAAUUUUUUUUUUUAAUGAUCGUCAGGAAAACUUGGACACUGAAUGGAAGUUUACGAGGACAAAGAUGUGGUUAAACUGGAUUUACAAGGAAAGCGUUCUUCCGCCACCGUUUAGCAUCUUGUAUGUGCUGCUUCCAGUCGGCUGGAUUAUUGAACGUCUUUUUAAAGCCUUUUGCCCCGAACCCAUCUUGGUUAGUUAA